CAACCAAAGGGGGCGGGAUAUGGCUCGGAGAGGGAGCGUGUGGUUUCCAAGGACACCGUUGAUAGCAAACUGCCGGUGAAAGUUUUGAAAUAGAAAAGAAACUUGAAAUACACGAAUAUCCCAGCCGGUGCUAUGGGGGUAUCACUGACCAGGGCAGCCCAGUGGACCACGGCCAGCACUGGUACUGGCAAACUGGAGGUCACACCAAUGAAUGAGUCCUUGUUGAAAGAAAUCCUGUGCUUUGUGGAGCAGUUCAGCUCCAAACACCCACAGGAGGCAGAGCAUGUGUUCGAGGAGCCGCUCCAGUGGAGUACCACUUUAGUGGCAUCUGAUUUCAAAACAGACUAUGACAUCAGUGACUCAGAUGUACAGUCCCACGAGAAAGACAGUGGAGGGCAUCCACUGUUGCAGCUCUCCCCUCCUACUGUUUAUGUACGCAGCUUCAGCCAGCUCUCUAACCUAGUUCAUCUGGCAGAUGAUAAGCUGGAGGAGGUUCGAAAAUGUCUAGAAGAAAAUAGAGACCCUGUGGUUAAGAUUCUUGGUCCGAGCUUUGCCAGCAUCCUGGAGAAGGAAGACCAUACUGAUGUACUAAGUCUGGUAGACAAAGUGCAAGGGGAAGAUAAUAGCAAGGAUUCAGAGGUCAAGGUCAAGCUGUUCCUUUUGCUACAAAAUAUGGAUAACCAGCUCCUCAGCAAGUGUCUCAAAGAGAUAUCCGGACAAGUCAGGCUCGACCACACUGCAGUGAAGAAUGAAGUGGAGUUGUUGAAACGAUUCUGCAGUGAAGGGGAAAAUAGGGUGUUGAAGUCGGUUCGAUACACAUCAGAUUAUGAAUUUUCAAAUGGAUGUCGCGCCCCUCCGUGGAGACAGGUGCAUGGGGAGAUUUGUUACCUUGUUAUUGAGCCUUGUGACUCUGAGACCUUGUACAUCACCUGCAGCACCGCUGGACUUUUUCUCAAUGGGUGCAUAAAACAGGAGGGGGAGGAGAGUGGUUAUGAGCGAACAAGUGAUAUGUACAAAGACCUGGUAACACUUCUGAAGAGCAGAUCUCCACAUUUUGCUGAGAACAUAAACAAGCAGGAUUUUGCAGUUCAAGAACUUCCAUCAACACAAAAGAUCCAGCAUGUGGAAUCGGUUGAUGCAGAGGAACAAGGCCAACCCCAGAGGUCUUACGAGCAACAGGAAAAGAAUGUGCAUGAGAAGGCGAGACAACAGCAUACGCCGAACAAGGCAGGCGGCAAGAAGAAAUAUGAACCGUGUCCGAGAUGGAAGAAUCUUGGUCUCAUGUCUCCAUGUGGUAAAGCAGAGGAAAAGAAACCCAGUAAGAGCUCUGGAGAGAAGUCUGGUGAAAUACAGAAGAAAAAGCUGGGAAUAGGAGCCAAGAGCAAGAUGAAAGCAGAAUUCUCUGUGUCCUCUUUACCUGAACGCCUGUCCUCCCAGAAAAUUAAGACCCCAGCAGGAGCCAUGCCAGUGGGCGCUUUCAGUGAGAGUUCAUCAGAGAGUGAGGAGGAGGAGGAGCAGCCAGAGCGCCGUCCAGAGAGUAACACAGACCUGCCUUCUGAAUACUGGCAGAUCCAGAAACUGGUCAAGUACCUCAAGGGAGGUGACCAGACGGCCACUGUGCUCACUUUGUGCGCCAUGAUGGACUUUAAUUUGAUGCAGGAGACGUGCCAACUGGCCAUCCGGGAUGUAGGUGGCCUUGAAGUCCUCAUUAACUUGCUGGAUACAGAUGAAGUCAAAUGCAAAAUUGGAUCUCUGAAAAUCCUGAGAAAGAUAAGUCACAACGUGCAAAUCCGUCGAGCCAUAGUUGACAUGGGAGGCCUGCAGAGCAUCGUGAAGAUUCUGGACUCUCCAGUCAAGGACCUCAAGUCCUUAGCUGCUGAGACCGUUGCCAACGUGGCCAGGUUCCACAGAGCAAGGAGAACCGUCAGGCAAUAUGGGGGUAUCAAAAAACUGGUAAAGCUGUUGGACUGUGUCCCUAAUUUAGCCAACCUGACUGCAAACCAGGAGAAGGAUGUAGAGGUGGCUCGCUGUGGGGCUCUGGCACUAUGGAGCUGCAGCAAGAGUACCAAGAACAAGGAGGCCAUCCGUAAGGCAGGGGGUAUCCCUCUGCUGGGACGCCUGCUCAAGUCUCCACACGAGAACAUGCUUAUUCCUGUGGUGGGCACCCUGCAGGAGUGUGCCUCAGAGGAAAGCUACAGGAUUGCCAUUCAGACUGAGGGCAUGAUCAAGGAUUUGGUCAAAAACCUAAGUAGUGAUAAUGAUGAGCUACAGAUGCAUUGUGCCAGUGCAAUCUUCAAGUGUGCAGAGGACAAACAAACUCGUGACAUGGUGCGAAAGUACAAAGGUCUGCAGCCGCUGGUUUCACUGCUGAGCAAGGCGGACAACAAGCAGCUCCUGGCCGCUGCCACCGGAGCCAUCUGGAAGUGUUCCAUCAGUAUGGAGAAUGUGACUAAGUUUCAGGAGUACAAAGCCCUGGAGACCCUGGUUGGCCUGCUGACUGAUCAGCCUGAAGAAGUGCUGGUAAAUGUAGUGGGAGCCCUGGGAGAAUUUGCCCAGAUACCUGCUAACAAGGCCACCAUCCGCAAGUGUGGAGGCAUCAAGUCACUAGUUAACCUGCUCACUGGAACAAACCAGGCGCUGCUUGUGAAUGUAACCAAGGCAGUGGGAGCCUGUGCCACAGAUAUGGAUAACAUGGCAAUCAUUGACCAGCUUGAUGGAGUCCGCCUGGUGUGGUCCUUAUUGAAAAACCCCAGUGCAGAUGUUCAGUCCAGUGCUGCAUGGGCCCUUUGUCCAUGCAUUAAGAAUGCAAAGGAUGCAGGGGAAAUGGUGCGCUCCCUCGUCGGUGGAUUGGAACUGAUUGUUAAUUUGCUGAAGUCAAAAAACAACGAGGUGCUGGCAAGCAUUUGCGCCGCCAUCGCCAAGAUAGCCAAAGACAAGGAGAAUCUGGCAGUCCUUACUGAUCAUGGGGUUGUCCCAUUGCUAGCCAAGUUGACUAACACAACUGAUGACAGGCUCCGUCGCCACCUGGCUGAGGCCAUUGGCCACUGCUGCAUGUGGGGCAGCAACAGGGCGUCCUUCGGUGAUGCUGGAGCCGUGGCCCCCCUGGUGCGCUACCUCAAGUCAAAAGACAAGGCAGUCCACCAGAGCACAGCUAUGGCCCUCUACCAGCUGUCUAAGGACCCCAACAAUUGCAUCACCAUGCAUGGGAAAGGAGUGGUCAAGACAUGGAAACACAACACAGGCAGCCUCAUUGUUCAGUCUGGCCUCGGUCUCCGCCAGUCUGGGAGGGAGGCUGAUACUUACCUGCCUGACCCCGGAGGAAACAUUACAAGUCAAACUUCAGGAGUGAAAGUGCGCAGUGAGGCUGUGGGGGGCACAAAUUACAUCAAAUGGGAGGGAAGGAAUAGAAACCAAGCAGAGCAUCACAGCCCCUCAUCCACAUCAUGGGCUCUGAUGAUGAGAUGCUCCAGGAAGCUGCUGCUGGCUGUGUGCGCAACAUCCGACUACUGGCCCUGGCUAAUAGGAAGGCCCAAUUAUUUUAUUGACAAUCAAUGAUCACAGCACCCCUGGAAAACCAAUAGGGAAUGUACAAAAAUGAUUGGGGUGGGGAGGGGCGCUCAUUACCACUGUCACUAGAUAAGGGAGCGCGGCACAGGCAACACGACAAUAUGUUCACUUAGCCAGUUAGUAAACCAGGCUGGGUUGUGCUAUAUUAUGCGUUACCUUUGCAUGAAAAUGUAAUCUUUCUGUUGUUCUGUGUCAAUGUGAAGGCCACUGUUGGCUAGUAAAAAAAAAAAUGGUGUGCUCUUUAGAGAGAAAAUGUUAAAUCCCUACUAAUUGUAAUGAUCCACAUCUGCUGUUUCUCAAAACUGCAUAUGGCAGUGUGCAGUUUUCAUCCACGGCGCACACAAAAGGCUUGUUUUUGACAUAACUAUUAAAUCGUUUUUUCCAGUAAAUUUAGCAAGAAAAGAAUGAAAUAAUAUAUAAAAGUAAGGCAAGUAAUACAAUUAAAAUAAAAGACACUCCCUACUCUCCCAAAGCAAUCAGACUACCUUCCAUUCAGCAAAAAGAAAAAAUACACAACCCUCACCCUUUUCUGAUCCCACCCAGUAAUUUUUAUACACUUCAUUACCAGUACGAAUUGGCAGGCUGUGACAGAACUGGCAAUAUUUACCUUAGCAUCUGUCUUGUUUUACAUCUACUUCAGAGUUUCUUUCAAAUGUGUUUGAAAAUAGUUUCAAAUAAAAAGUAUGAGAAAAGUGUUACAAAUAUAAGUACCACAAGUGUUUCAAAUAUGCUGUAUCAAAUAGUUUCAAAUAAAAUGUUUUAUCUUGAUGGA
Molecule: messenger RNA, 4339 nt
Organism: Siniperca chuatsi (mandarin fish)
Lineage: Eukaryota; Metazoa; Chordata; Actinopteri; Centrarchiformes; Sinipercidae
Gene: odad2
Product: outer dynein arm docking complex subunit 2
Exons: 23
Coding region: 133-3555 (1140 amino acids)
Molecular function (GO): protein binding
Source: RefSeq, a predicted model, not a curated record